This is a messenger RNA of Zingiber officinale, 861 nucleotides long. Its product is annotated as germin-like protein 8-14. The transcript has a single exon. NCBI's taxonomy places the organism in Eukaryota, Viridiplantae, Streptophyta, Magnoliopsida, Zingiberales, Zingiberaceae. Bases 69 to 725 code for a protein of 218 amino acids. Gene Ontology annotation, cellular component: cell wall. The record is from RefSeq and is a predicted model, not a curated record. Gene Ontology annotation, molecular function: manganese ion binding.
AGUUCUCCUCUAUAAAAUGGAACCCUAGCACAAUCGUAAUCCAACACAACUUGGCCGGUGCUGAAGAAAUGGCUCAACGAACUAGGAAAACAAUUUUCAUUUCACUACUCUUCUUCUUCUUCUUCUUCAUCUUCAUGCUCUCUGGCACAAUGGCGCAGGACUUCUGCGUGGGGGAUCUGUCGGGCGCCCAAACACCCGCCGGCUUCCCCUGCAAGAAAGUCGCCCAAGUCACCGUCAGCGACUUCGUCUUCUCUGGGCUGGCCAAGGCCGGCAACACCUCCAACAUAAUCAAGGCGGCCGUGACCCCGGCGUUCGUGAACCAGUUCCCGGCCGUCAACGGGCUCGGCAUCUCCGCCGCUCGGCUCGACAUCGCCCCCGGCGGCGUCGUGCCCCUCCACACUCACCCGGCUGCCUCCGAGUUUCUAGUCGUCACGCAGGGAACCAUCGCUGCCGGCUUCAUCAGCUCCUCAAACAAUGUCUACUAUACGACGCUGCGAAAGGGGGAUGCGAUGGUGUUCCCCCAGGGCUUGCUCCACUACCAGAUCAACGCCGGGGGUGUCACAGCCGUGGCCAUCGUCAGCUUCAGUAGCCCCAGCCCCGGCCUUCAGAUAACCCCCAUCGCGCUCUUCGGCAACGACUUCCCGUCCGCGUUGGUGGAGGCCGUUACGUUCCUGGACGACGCAGAGGUGAAGAGGCUCAAGAAAGUUCUGGGAGGAUCUGGUUAACAUAAUUAAUUAGAGUUCCAUUUUGUAUCUUCCUACGUGACUACUCUUGCAUGAAUGAAUUAUGCGUGCGUGCUUAUUAGUUUGUUUUUGUUUUAAUGCACGAUUAAUAAAGACUCUCGUAUGCUUGGAGGAGUUA